GGAGGGCAGGGGCAGACUGACCAUUCAAGCACUAGGGCACUGCCCGAGGGCCGGGGGUCAGUAGGGGGCCCCAUAAAAUGCCCCAGGUACCUUUUAUAGGCUUUUUUGGUUUGGGCAAGGACACAGGGGCCCCAUGAUCCCCUAUUGCCCGGGGGCCCCAUGAGUUGUCAGUCCGCCCCUGGUUAUGAUCAUAAAGCUCUAUUUUGGUCUCGUCACUCCAGAUUACAAUGUGCCAGGAGCUGUGGGGAGUGUCAAGGUGUUGUCAGGCAUAUUGUAAUCGGCUUUUUUGUGGCUUUUUUGAGUUUGGGCAAGGACACAGGGGCCCCAUGAUCCCCUAUUGCCCGGGGGCCCCAU
Molecule: messenger RNA, 354 nt
Organism: Staurois parvus
Lineage: Eukaryota; Metazoa; Chordata; Amphibia; Anura; Ranidae
Source: the annotation of a GenBank genome assembly